AUGUUUGUUAAUCUCCUAUUUAUAACCUUUGAAGACUACUUCAAAUCCCAGAUCGCCAAGAGCAUAGAUCCGAAGAAACAUACCAGUGAUGCUCCAAGGUUCCUGGUCCUGGCUCCUAACUUGCUGAGGGUAGACAGGAAGGAGAGCGUGUACCUGGAGGCGCAGGGUGUGAGCGACACGGUGAGGGUCACUAUCAGCGUGAUGGGCUUCCCUCUGAAGGCUCAGAUGCUGCUGCAGGACACGGUGGAGCUGGGCCCAAACAACGGCUUCAACACGCUCAAGACCUUACAGCUCUCCUCACUGCUCCUGAACAGAGAGGCCACCAAGAACAAGUUUGUAUAUCUGCACGUCAAAUUCGGAGAUUAUUACAGGCACGAGGAGGUCGUCAUGUUAACCUUCCAGAAGGGCUACAUCUUCAUACAAACAGACAAACCGGUCUACAACCCUGGGGACACUGUGAUGUUCAGAUAUUUCCUGUCGACUCCGGCCUUUCAGUCUGUUGAAGAUGACCUCACAGUCGAACUUGAGAACGCGGAUGGGGUGACUGUCCAUCAGAAGUCAGUCAGAGCCGCCAACGGUGUCUACUCCGACAAUUUCAAGCUGCUUGACGGCGUAAAUGAGGGGAAAUGGAAGGUGAUCGCAAAGUUUGACACCUCGGCGGAGAACAUGUUCAGAGCUGAGUUUGAAGUGAAGAAGUAUGUCCUGCCAGCGUUCAAUGUGACCCUGACACCCAAGAAGCCCUUUUUCAGCGUGGACGACACCGAACUGGAGGUGGAAAUCACAGCCAGCUACCUGUAUGGAAAGAGCGUGAAAGGGACAGCCUAUGUGGUGUUUGGGGUGGAGAUGGACAACCUGAAGAAGAGGUUACCGACAGUUAAGCAGAUCACUGAGUUGGAUCCAGGGACAGUGACUCUAACCAUGGCAGAGAUCCAGGCUGCCUACCCAGACAUCAAGCUCCUGGUGGGCUGUUCCAUCUACAUCAAGGCCUCAGUAAUGACUGAGUCUGGUGAGUACCAACACCUGACUGUGGGUCCUGCUCCAGGAAGCCUGCAUGUCAACUACGAGCCAAAGAACCCGUUGAAGUUCCAGAUCAGAGGUGACCCUGGAGCGAGCGUCAGCCUGGUCGCCGUGGACAACGCGGUGUACCUGCUCAACAAACAAAGGCUCAACCAGAAGAAGCUGUGGGACGUGGUGGAGCAGAGGGACCUGGGCUGCACCCGGGGAGGGGGCCAGACCAGCACGGGGGUGUUCACAGACGCAGGCCUCCUCUUCUUCUCCAACACUGGGGACAACACCCCUGCCAGACAAGCCCUGCAGUGUCCAGGCCGGUCCAGGAGGAGGCGCUCUGCUGAGCUGCUGAAGGUCAGAGCUGAACUAGAAAACCUCUACAAGGAGCAUCUGCAGCGGCGCUGCUGCUUGGACGGCAUGGUGUCGGUGCCCAUGCCCUACUCCUGCACCCGGCGCUCCCUCUACAUCACCGAGGACUGGGACGACUGCGUCCUGCCCUUUCGCCGCUGCUGCGCCCGCUACUGGGGGCAGGAGUUCGACGACCGGCGUCCGCACACCACCGCCCCCCCGCCCACCACCGCCCCCGCCCCCGCCGAAGACGAAUUAAUGUACUUUAAGCCCCCCCGUGGGGACCCAGGGAUGAGUGGAUACCCAGAGUGGAGUGCACGCCCAGAGAUGAGUUUAACGACAGAGAUGAGUGGACGCCACUACGCACCCAUCAUGCCUCAGGUGCCUGAGGUCGAGGACCUGGAUAUCCUGGACGUGUCUGACGUGAGCCUCCGGGACCAGUUCUUUGAGUCCUGGAUGUGGACAGACCUCAAACUGCCCACCACACCAGAUCACAACGGGUUUGCAUCGUUGAGCGUGAACAAGGUUCUGCCUGACAGCAUCACAGAGUGGGGGAUACAGGCCAUCAGCUCCUCCCCACUCACAGGUUUCUGCGUAGCCGAUCCCUACAAGGUGAAGGUGUCGCGGUCCUUCUUCGUGGACCUGAGGCUGCCGCACUCCGUGGCCAGGAACGAGCACGUGGAGAUCAAAGCGGUCGUGUACAACUACGGAAAGGCGGACAUGGAGGUCCGAGUGGUGCUGGCGAAGACGGAGAAGAUCUGCAGCCUGGCGUACCACGAUCAACACGCCCAGGACGUCGUUGUGUCCGCCGGCUCCUCCGUGGCCGUGCCCUUCACCCUGGUGCCCCUGGAGGCCGGCAACCUCGUCCUGGAGGUGGCAGUCCUCAACAAACACUUCCCCACAGGGGACCGCGUCCAGAAGAAGCUGCGGGUGGUGGUGGAGGGUGUGGAGCGGACCAAGAUCCAGAGUUUUAUCUUGGACCCGGCUGCAAAGGGAGACAGCGAUCGUAAACAGGUGGUCACGGUGGACAAGGUGGAUCUCCAAUCUCUUGUGCCCAACUCAAAACCAGAGACUCGCAUCAACAUCAUUGGGUCUCUGUUGGCCGACGCCAUCGAGAACUCGCUGACCUCCGACUCGCUGGCCUCUCUGAUCCGCAUGCCCGGAGGCUGCGUGGAGCAGAACUUGGCCGGCAUCACCUUGCCCCUCAUCGUCAACCUCUACCUGGACCGCUCCGACGACUGCCAGGUGGGUGUGCAGCGCAAGAAGGAGGCCAUCGACUACAUCACCAGAGGUUACGAGAGGCAGCUGAUGUAUCGUAAACAAGAUGACUCUUACCCCCCCUACAGGAAUGAAGGCACAAGCACAUGGAUCACGGCCUACGUGGUGAAGGUGUUCUCCAUGACGUCCAGGAUCAGAGAGGUGGGGGUGGACAAGCAGCACGUGUGUGGUCCUGUCCUCUACCUGCUCAACAACAAGCAGCUGCACAACGGAGCCUUCAGAGAGGACAACCCUGUCUACGACACCUACAUGACCGGAGGUCUGAGGGGAGCAGAGGCCCAGACCACUCUGGCGUCCUUCAUCUUCAUAGCUCUGUCUGAGGCCACCGCUGCUAACAUGAAGUGUGGAUCGCUGGAGGCUGGAAUGAGUAAAACAGCCUCCUAUCUGAGAAGCAUGCUGCCCGUGGGUGGUAGGCCUUACACAGUGGCCAUCACCUCCUACGCACUGUCACUGGUAGACCCCCCCAGCUCCUACAUGGAACACCUGCUCAGAGCUGCAGCUCCAGGCCGCAGCCAUUGGCCAGACAGCGACAGCCACCUGUUCACUCUGGAAGCCACGGGCUACGCCCUGCUGGCGCUGGUGAGGGGCUCCCAACAGGAUGCUCGCCCCUUCAGGUGGCUCAACGAACAGCGGGGCGGGGGGCGGGGCUACGGAUCCACGCAGCCAACCAUGGUUGUGCUCCAAGCCCUGUCCCAGUACCUGACCAUAGCCCCGCCCCUGGAGGACCCCACCAUGCUGGUCAACAUCAAGGUCGCGGGCCGCUCCGACCUGAAGUACAAAUUCACCUCCGAGAACAAGUACCUGUCUCGCUCCUCCAAGGUUCCUCUGGACCAGGGGUUCAGCGUGGAGGCCACGGGCCAGGGUCAGGGGGUCUUGGAGGUGGUGACCUAUUAUAACGAGCUUCCUGAGGUGACAGAGAAUGCCGCCUGCGAGCAUUUUCACCUGGACGUGACCCUCGCGGAAUCUAGUGAAAAUCCUCCUGCUGAUGCACUGAAAACAUACACCAUCACCAUCAACACCAGAGAGAGGAUGGACAUCAGUCUUCCUUCUGGUUUUACUCCAGAGAACGCAGACCUGGACAGGCUGACCAACUCUGUGGACCGCUACAUUAACAACUUUGAGGUGGUCGACAACUUGAGAGACAGGGUCCUCAUCAUUCACCUCUUCAAGCUAUCUAACAGUGAGACUGAGACGAUCUCCUUCAGAAUUCACCAGAACUUCAAAGUGAGCCACCUCCAGCCCUCUCCUGUCUACAUCUACCAGUACUACAACCCUGAACACAACUGCACUCGUUUCUACAACCUCAAAGAGAACCUGGAGCAGCUGGCUCGGGUCUGCACCGACGACUUUUGUCGAUGCACACAGGGGGACUGCUGUGUGUCCAAGUCCGACGUCCAGACCAUCCCUGAGGGCGAGCGAGAGGCCCAGGCCUGUUUGGGCUUACAGCACAUCCUGAAGGUGAAGGUGGUGGACAUCACUCUGAGCCAGUACGGCUACGAAGUGGAGGUCCUCAAGAUCAUGAAGCUGGGUGUGGAGCAGGCGCUGCAGGUGGGCCAGAGGAGGGUCUUCCUGUCCCACUCAGGCUGCAGGGGGGGUCUGAACAUGCAGGAAGGAGAGUACCUCAUCAUGGGGCCCAUGACCGAUGUCUGGUACAAGGAUGGCGCCACCAAAAGUUUUGUGUACAUGCUGGGUAAGAACACUUGGGUGGAGCGCUGGCCCACCCCAGCAGAGUGUUCCUCAGACAGGAGCCUCCAGCCACGCUGCUCUCAGCUGUCUCAGGCCUUCAGAGACAUCAUGGUGGAAGGCUGCAGUAUGUAGGGACAACCCCGUCAACCCAAGACGCUAGCGGCCAUUUUGGUUCAAAGAGGGCGGCCAUUUUGAUUCUUGAUUCAUAACACCUGGCUUCGAUGGUAUCUCGAACUUUCGACACGCCAUACAGUAUAUGAUUUUAUACCCUGAAUUGUGUGUUCAGGCACAUUUUGCUCACCGAUGUGUUUUAGAGUUUGGGUGGCAGAGGGAUUUAAGAUGGUGAUGUCAUAGAAAUAAACAAUACAACA
Osmerus eperlanus (European smelt) is the source of this 4691-nucleotide messenger RNA. It is a transcript of the gene c3b.1, whose product is annotated as complement component c3b, tandem duplicate 1. Gene Ontology annotation, cellular component: extracellular region. Gene Ontology annotation, molecular function: endopeptidase inhibitor activity; protein binding. Lineage: Eukaryota; Metazoa; Chordata; Actinopteri; Osmeriformes; Osmeridae. The record is from RefSeq and is a predicted model, not a curated record.